Molecule: messenger RNA, 3042 nt
Organism: Adineta ricciae
Lineage: Eukaryota; Metazoa; Rotifera; Eurotatoria; Adinetida; Adinetidae
Source: the annotation of a GenBank genome assembly
AUGGCUGAAUCACGAGAGAGAUCAUGGUGUGUAAAAAUUACUUCUUUACCCGAAGAUAUAACGAGCGAAGAACUUGCCGAAAGGUGGAACCUGACCGCAAACCGAAUCGUUGCGUCGGCAGAUGAAAGGGGUCAUAAUCAGCAUGUAAAAUUGUAUGACUUCGCCAAUAAAGAUGCUGCGAAAGAAUUUGCCGUCUGGCAGGAUCGAACUCAGAUAAAAUCUUCAAGAAUCAGAUGCACUGUCAUUGAAGAUGAUCGAGAACAACAAACCGCUGAGCCACCACGCCUUUCGAUUACUACUGCUUCGGCUCACAAUGACGCAAAUUCUGACGAACUCUUAGUGACUCAACACACAGCGCAAGGAAUCGAAUGUCGAAAUCAAGGAAAGUGCUUCAAAUACGGAUGUACUGCGCGUCAUCCACCAGGAUGGGAGGCAUGCGAAGAUGGUGCUAACUGUAUGGACUACUACUGUUCUGCAAACCAUCCGUUUGGCCGAACGAAAAUAUGCAGCUAUUCCCAACAAGGAUACAGAUGUACUAGAUCGACUCGAAACAGACCCUGUAAAUUAUUGCACCGUCCCAUAAACAUUGAACAAUGUCGCAAUGGUGAUGCAUGUCGUCUUUGGCAAUGUCAAGAUUGGCAUCCAAAAAAACGUCCGAAAGAGUGCUCGGAUGGACAAAAAUGUUGGAACGUCUCCUGUCCACAGUUGCAUCCGCCCGACCGAAUAGUUUGUUUAAUGAGUGGAGCCUGUAAAGAUUUAGAAUGUAAAAAUAACCAUCCACCGGGCCGGUCAACUUCAUGUGAUUCAGGUCUCGCGUGUGGUAACUUCUACUGUGAAUCUUUACGUCCUCUUGGCUGGGAUCCAUGUAAAGCAGGUGUCAACUGCACAGAUCCAUCUUGCGCUCAUGCUUCUCAUCCUCCUGAUCGUGUACUAUCUACAAAUGAUGAAGACCCGGAUGAAAUCGUAUUACCGGUAAAAUUUUUAAAAAGUCCCGAACAACGUAAUCUAGACCGACAGCACACUCAAUUACCAAUUUUGACAAUCAAAGACGAAUUCUGUCAACGGUUGAAAAAGCACCGUAUUCUUGUAGUCAAAGCGGAAACGGGCAGUGGGAAAAGUACGCAGUUACCGCAAUAUGCUGCCGAAUAUUUUAACGGCCUAGUGGUUUGCACUCAGCCACGAGUUGUAGCAGCUAUCUCUUUAGCUCGCCGUGUUGCUCAAGAAUAUGAUGGAACAUCGAUAGGUCGAUCUGUCGGCUAUCGUGUCGGUAUUGGCAGUGUUUCGGAUGGUGAAAGUCGAGUCCCUGGAACCGACAUUCUCUUUACCACUGAUGGUGCUUUAAUUCAAGAUAGCACAGAAGAUCAUAGCUUAAGCAAUAUUCGUGUAUUGAUCAUCGACGAGGCUCACGAACGAUCGUUGAAUACGGAUAUUGUUAUGGGUAUUGCUAAAUCAUUACUAGAAGAACGUUUGACAGACUUCUAUGUUGUCAUUGCUUCAGCAACUAUUAAUGCAUCGAAGUUCAUGGACUUUUUUGGAUUGUCGAAUGAUCAAUUAUUGCAAGCUGAAGGUCGUGUUUAUGAUGUCCAUGUUAAAUACAUUCCGAAAAAGAUCAAAUCCAUCGAAGAACAUGCUGUUUCAACAUUAUUGAGCGUGUAUGAACAGCAUAAAGGAACAACAUUAGUAUUUCUUCCAGGACAAUCUGAGAUUGAACAAGCUAUGAUGCAUUUUAACAGAAAAAUACCGGACGAUUGUGUUGCCUACCCGUUAUUUAGUGCUCUUUCAUUAGAAGAACAAGAUAAAGUGCUUCAAUUUGUUGAAGGUACGAACGCAAAACGUCGAAUGGUCGUAUUUUGUACGAAUAUUGCUGAAACGUCAUUAACCAUUAGUAACACUCGUCUUAUUAUUGAUUCGGGAUUAGUUAAAGAAUCUCGUUUUGAUAAUAAUCUUCGUCUAUUGACACUUGAAACAAGAACUAUCGCUAAAGCAUCUGCUGACCAACGGAAAGGGCGUGCAGGACGAACUGCACCUGGUCUUUGCAUUCGUUUGUAUCAUGAAAAGGAUUUAGAUCGCGAUGAGAUCGAACCAGCAAUCCUACGAUCCUCCCUUGAUCUUGUUUGCCUUCAACUACUUAAUUUGACGUUUAACCCAGUGACUUUUCCAUUUAUGGAUUCACCUGAACAAACGGCUAUUCAACAAUCGUUGAAUGCUUUAAAACGAUUGGACUGUAUCGAUGCAGAUGGUGAUAUCACUCGCCGGGGCGAACUUUUCGCUGCACUCAAUGUUGAGCCCCGUUUCAGCGCAUUUCUAAUUGAUGUUUACACAGAACAUGCUCCUCUUCUAAACUUGACCGCAACGAUUGUAGCUAUUUUGUCAGCACCUGCUUCUAUAUUUCAAUUGGGUGUUACAAAUGACGAAAGAGACUAUAUUCGAAAGCGCAUUACAGAUAACGCCAAAAAUCACCAGAGCGAUUUAUUUUAUUUCGCUUCCGUGUAUGACGGAUGGAGUCGAGUGGGUACUGACAUCAUCGAUUUGCGAGCACGAAAGUGUAUCCGAUGUCGUGUUCCUUGCCAUAAGGGUAAUAUAUGUCGGCCUUGUCGUGCUGCAUACAGCCGAACGCAUUUAUUGAACAACAAUAUUCUCAAUACGGUUGAAAAUGUACGUAAUAUUCUGAUCGAAACGAUUCAAAAGCCACGUUGGCAUCUAGAAAGCAAUACAGUUGCUGAUCCGAAUGAAAUUGACAUCGUUGGCAGAAAUCUAUACAAAUACUUUCCUGAUUGUUACGGUUAUUUUAUUAAGGAUGGAGAAAAUCUUGUUGAUGUACGUAUGCAUUACAGCGACACUCCAGUAACUAUAAUACCCACAAGCACGUUUAUGCAGGAAGAAAAUAACAACUCUCAUUUUAUCGCCAUGGCGGUCAAAAAGUUUCCUAACGGUCGUAUUAAGAUCGAUCAACUGCAUCCGUUUCAACCUCCAGCUACUACGGUCAGCAACGCAUUUGAUCUACAAGAACUACAAUCGACACUACCGAAAGUCGACUCAUAA